CGCUCAAAAGCUUUUCACAGUCGGCAGACAGCUGAAGUUCGUGACGACCACAGUAGAGGAGCUGCUGGAGAGGCUGGUUAAGAGGCACUGUUUGCUGUACGAACAGAUUGGCAUCUCUUCAACUAAAUGCGCUGCAUUAGUAACGGUACUUCGCGGUGACAGCCCCCUAUCCAUUGUGCAUUGCCACACCAGACCGACUACAAAGAAUUCUGUUGCUGUUAUAAAAUGUAUGGUAGUAAAGACUAUCUGAGCAGAAUGAAGAACGUGGUGAUCUGCAUAGUUUUGUGUGUUUCCUUCUUCAGUGUUGGAUUUGCUCUGCAGUGUUAUAGCUGCCAAGAAUCCGUGGCAUCCUGUAUGCAGACUUGUGGAAACAUGGAAGAUUCUUGUUUGAAAUUAAGUGAUAAAGGUGGAAAUGUGCUUCGUCAGCAGUGUAUCCGGUAUGUGGAUUGUGACUUUUCCAGACUUAACCAGCUGUUCCCCGGAUAUUCUAACUUCAGGUUCCAUUGCUGCAAUACCAAUCUCUGCAAUAGUGGCACGGUUACAGCCAUGAGCAAGUCUCUUCUCAGCCUGAUCACCGUACUCACUGUCUUUUGGAUGUACUUGAUGUAAAUGUGGGGAUUCCCGUAAUGGCUUUUUUAAUUUCAUAACAUUUGUUACUUUUUUUUUGUUCGGGAAAAGGAUUAAGGAUAAUACAGCAUGUCUGGCUAUUUGAUACUGGUUAAACAAAAUGCGGAAUAACAAACCUGCUUUUGACACGGCAAUAUUUUUUUUUUAAUAAAUAAUUUCCACACGAAUUAAAUGUGAUGGGAUACUGUACCUUUCUGUUGUAUUUAAUAUUAAUUUAUGUCACGCAUUAUAAAGUGUUACCCAUAUUCUUUACUCCUUCUUACUGGCUUUUAUUACUUUUUGAAAACGAACAAAUAUCCGUGCGAAUAUUUAAAUUGAGCGAAUAUCCGAACAAUCCCGUGUUCGUCCCAGCACUACUAUCAUUUUAAAUGACCAUUUAAAAGUGUUUAACGUUGCACAGGAUUUUAUUUAUUUUUACAUGUCAACAAUAUAAUUUGGGGAGUGAAAUCUAAAUUUGUAUUGCAGUAAGCAACACUAAGGUCCAUUUUACCAGGAUAAAAACAAAUAAACUGCUAUAGUACAUAUAACAAAUUGGUUCUUCAGGAGUGUAUGGAAGGCCAACUGAUAAUCAAAUAUCAACCCACUAUUGUCAUGUGCUUAAAGCAAAUAAAUAAACAGCUUUUUAAAAUAAAA
This is a messenger RNA of Acipenser ruthenus (sterlet), 1260 nucleotides long. Its product is annotated as CD59 glycoprotein-like. The transcript has 6 exons. Lineage: Eukaryota; Metazoa; Chordata; Actinopteri; Acipenseriformes; Acipenseridae. Bases 226 to 609 code for a protein of 127 amino acids. The record is from RefSeq and is a predicted model, not a curated record.